Molecule: messenger RNA, 2005 nt
Organism: Mauremys reevesii (Reeves's turtle)
Lineage: Eukaryota; Metazoa; Chordata; Testudines; Geoemydidae
Gene: SHD
Product: Src homology 2 domain containing transforming protein D
Exons: 6
Coding region: 108-1250 (380 amino acids)
Molecular function (GO): phosphotyrosine residue binding
Source: RefSeq, a predicted model, not a curated record
UAAAUCAUGGGGACCCACUAAGGCUUAUCUGAUGGCAGUUUGAGAAUUCUUCCGCCCCACUUGUUCUGCCCAGAGAGGUCGGGGGUUUUGUUGUCAGGCUGGAACAAAUGGCCAAGUGGCUGAAAGAUUACUUGAGUUUUGGGAGCAGGAGGUCUCCUCCGCAGCCCCCCAAGCCCGACUACACGGAGAGUGAGAUUUUAAAGGCUUACAGAGCGCAGAAGAGCCUGGAUUUUGAGGAUCCCUAUGAAGACAGCGACAAUAAACUGGAGCCGGAUCCUGGGGGGCCGGGCUCCCCCAAUACGGCAGCUGCCAGUGGCUGUGGGGAAGGGAAAUACGCCUCCCCAAAACACAGGCUUAUCAAAGUGGAGUCCACCGACCUGAACAGGAGCAAAGCUCUGUUGGCGACGGCUGCUGAGGAACUCAAAGGCGGGCAAGGGCAGGGCGAUGGCGACAGCGAGUACUCUGACCCCUUCGACGCCCGCCGGGAGCAGCCAGGGGACGCCGAGGAGACGGCGCCGGAGAACAACGGCUACAUGGAGCCCUACGACGCCCAGCGGGUGGUGGCAGAUCUCCAGGGCAAAGGCGACUGGGAGGGCCGGUGGGGGCAGAAGUGCCAGCAGGGGCUGCAGCUUUACGACACCCCCUAUGAGGAGCAGGAGCGAGACCCCGAGGGUGGCCCAGCCAGCCCGGCCCGCGAGAGCCGCCUGCCCCAAGAUGACGAGCGGCCGGCGGACGAGUACGAUCAGCCCUGGGAGUGGAAGAAAGACCACAUCUCCCGGGCCUUUGCAGUGCAGUUCGAGAACCCCGACUGGGAGCGCCCCUCCUCCCGUCGGCCGCCGAAGCACCUGACGGCAGGCCCCAAGCACGGCCGAUCGCAGAGCCCAGAGCGCAGCCCCCCCGUGGCCGAGCGCGUGGACCCCUCGCUGCCACUGGAGAAGCAGGUGUGGUACCACGGCUCCAUCAGCAGAGCGGACGCCGAGACCCUGCUGACUCUGUGCAAAGAAGGCAGCUACCUGGUGCGGAACAGCGAAACCAGCCACCAUGACUACUCCCUGUCGCUCAGGAGCAGCCAGGGCUUCAUGCACAUGAAGUUCACCAGGACCAGGGAGAGCAAGUAUGUGCUGGGCCAGAACAGCGCCCCCUUCGAGAGCAUCCCCGAGGUCAUCCACUACUACACGGCUCGGGAGCUGCCCGUCAAAGGCGCCGAGCAGCUCUCGCUGCUGUACCCCGUCGCCGUGCAGACCCUCUGACGCAGCGGGGCGCUGGGUGCUUGCUGACCACGAGGAAGGGCUGCGCCGGCCCCAGCCCAGCCCCCAGGGGCGAAGGCCCGGCCGUUUCAGCACAGGGGACUCCUGCUCCGAAGCAGCAAUGGCUGCAAUCCUGCGUCCAACGCCCUCCAACCCCUGCGUCCUGCUCUGGGGGGGUGGCCUUUGUCCUGGAGGGUCCCACACAGGGAAGGGGUUAGCCUGGGGUCAUCCCUUCUAGCCACAUCUGGGAGCUCCUGCUUCGGGGCUGUUUGUCCGGGAGAUUCCCUUUCCCCUCCGCCCCCACCGUGGUCUCUCCUAUUCCAGGAUGCUGCUGGCCCUGAGGUCCUGCUGUGCCCUGCCCCAUAAAAUCUCCUCUGCCCUGCUCUGGGGGGCUCUGAGAGACACUCCCAGGUUACUUCCCCCUGCCACCUCCAGGCAGGUUUGAUCCCAGGGUUCCCCCUUCCUUUGUGCAGCCCUGGGAGCUGCCACGGUGGGAGGGAGGUUUCUAGCGUGUCCCGUCCUGGAUGGUCCCCACCAUCCUGCCCUGGGAGGGACACGCUCUGAGCACAAUAACAUGUAGAGGCAGUAGGUUCAUGUAACUGCCCUCCGGUGUCAUCUCGCCUGAGCCAGCUCCCGCCCCCACAACCUCCCUGGCCCCGAGCCAAGUGGGGCCCCUUCCCCCUGCCGUGUGUGUGCGGGGCCGUCCCGCCGUGUGUGCUCGUGCUGCCUUGGCAAAUAGGUUUCCAUUAAACGCCGUA